GAUGGCGGCGUUUUAGAAGAAAGAACAGGAACCUCUAGGCGUACAUGGAAGAGAAACUUGCUAGGAGUUGAUGAAUGAAAAGAAAAAGACAAUUCAACCUGGAGAUGAACUUUAAAUGAUUGCACGCCCACAAAAGCAGGUUCUCUGAAGUACUUACGAUUUGAGUUGAGCAAACCAACCCCAUAGGCUGUUUCCUCCACACAUUUCCCAAUGAUGAUACCUGCCCUUAAAAUUGUGUUGAAUUUGGAAAUCUGUGGGAGAAGAACAGAGUUUUCUUAAAGGACAACCAAGUCUAGAGGUCACCACUGGUCAUACCCGUCAUCACGGACUUGCAUGGAUUAUGGAGGUGGUCCGUGUGAUGUUGAAAAUGUCUCUGGUAUUUUGACAACGGCCCAAUAAUCAUGGGGUCCAGUGGCCUUGGGAAAGCAGCCACGUUGGAUGAGCUGCUGAGCACGUGCAUCGAGAUGUUUGAUGACAAUGGAGAGCUGAAUAAUAGUUACUUGCCAAGAAUAGUUCUACUGAUGCACCGAUGGUAUUUAUCUUCCACUGAAUUGGCAGAAAAACUUCUCUGCAUGUACAGGAAUGCCGGUGGAGAGCACUGCGAUGAGUUUCGACUAAAGAUCUGCUACUUCAUGAGGUACUGGAUUCUGAAGUUUCCAGCAGAGUUUAAUUUGGACCUUGGUUUAAUUCGUAUGACUGAGGAAUUCCAAGAAGUAGCUAGUCAACUAGGAUAUGAGAAACAUAUUGGCCUCAUCGACAUAUCCAGCAUUCCUUCCUACGACUGGAUGAGAAGAGUCACACAGAGGAAAAAAGUAUCCAAGAAGGGUAAAGCCUGUCUGCUGUUUGACCAUCUGGAGCCCAUUGAAUUGGCUGAGCACCUUACUUUUCUGGAGCAUAAAUCUUUUAGAAGGAUCUCAUUCACCGAUUAUCAGAGCUAUGUCAUCCAUGGCUGCCUGGAGAAUAAUCCAACCUUGGAGAGAUCUAUUGCUUUAUUUAAUGGAAUCUCUAAGUGGGUCCAGUUGAUGGUUCUUAGCAAACCAACCCCCCAGCAAAGGGCAGAAGUCAUCACAAAGUUUAUCAAUGUUGCAAAGAAGCUCCUUCAGCUCAAAAAUUUUAACACGCUGAUGGCGGUGGUGGGAGGCCUUAGUCAUAGUUCCAUUUCCCGCCUCAAAGAGACCCAUUCUCAUCUUUCUUCAGAAGUUACAAAGAACUGGAAUGAAAUGACAGAGUUAGUCUCCUCCAACGGCAAUUACUGCAAUUACCGCAAGGCCUUUGCUGACUGCGAUGGCUUCAAAAUCCCCAUUCUUGGAGUACACUUGAAAGACUUGAUAGCAGUCCAUGUCAUUUUCCCAGACUGGAUGGAGGAGAACAAAGUGAACAUUGUGAAAAUGCACCAGCUCUCCGUCACCCUGAGUGAACUGGUCUCCCUGCAGAGCGCCUCUCACCACUUAGAACCCAACAUGGAUUUGAUCAACCUGCUCACGCUUUCUCUGGACCUCUAUCAUACAGAAGAUGAUAUUUACAAACUGUCACUGGUGCUGGAGCCUAGAAAUUCUAAAUCACCUACCUCCCCCACGACGCCCAACAAGCCUGUGGUGCCCCUGGAGUGGGCGUCGGGGGUCGUGCUGAAGCCGGACCCCACGGUCAUCAACAAGCACAUAAGGAAACUAGUUGAGUCUGUGUUUAGGAACUAUGAUCAUGACCAUGAUGGGUACAUUUCCCAAGAGGACUUUGAAAGUAUAGCUGCCAAUUUUCCCUUCCUGGAUUCAUUCUGUGUGCUGGACAAAGAUCAGGAUGGCCUAAUUAGCAAAGAUGAAAUGAUGGCUUACUUCCUGAGAGCUAAAUCCCAACUACACUGUAAAAUGGGACCAGGAUUUAUCCAUAAUUUUCAGGAGAUGACCUAUCUCAAGCCAACCUUCUGCGAACACUGCGCGGGAUUUCUCUGGGGCAUAAUCAAGCAAGGAUACAAAUGCAAAGACUGUGGAGCCAAUUGUCAUAAACAGUGCAAAGACCUCCUGGUUCUGGCCUGUAGGAGGUUUGCCCGGGCACCGUCCUUGGGCAGUGGUCACGGGUCACUGCCUGGAAGCCCCUCGCUGCCCCCAGUGCAGGAUGAAGUAUUUGAGUUUCCCGGGGUUGCUACCGGACAUCAGGACCUGGACAGCAGAGCCAUCACACUGGUCACUGGUUCUUCUCGCAAGAUCUCUGUGAGGCUGCAGCGGGCCACAACCAGCCAGGCCACCCAGACUGAACCUGUGUGGUCAGAGGGUGGCUGGGGGAACUCAGGGUCCCACACCUUCCCCAAGAUGAAAUCCAAGUUCCAUGACAAAGCAGCAAAGGACAAAGGCUUUGCCAAGUGGGAAAAUGAGAAGCCCAGAGUGCAGGCUGGGGUGGAUGUUGUGGACCGAGGCACCGAAUUUGAACUUGACCAGGAUGAAGGAGAGGAGACCAGACAGGAGGGUGAGGUCAGUACUGGGUCAAACCACGGGAAAAAUGCGAGGAAGGUUUCUGAGGUGCUAAGAUGAGUUAUUAUAAUGGGU
Messenger RNA from Otolemur garnettii (small-eared galago), 2537 nucleotides. RefSeq names its product RAS guanyl releasing protein 3 (gene RASGRP3). Gene Ontology annotation, molecular function: calcium ion binding; guanyl-nucleotide exchange factor activity. Gene Ontology annotation, cellular component: plasma membrane. Gene Ontology annotation, biological process: positive regulation of GTPase activity; Ras protein signal transduction. The record is from RefSeq and is a predicted model, not a curated record. The coding region runs from base 402 to 2522 and encodes 706 amino acids. The transcript has 17 exons. NCBI's taxonomy places the organism in Eukaryota, Metazoa, Chordata, Mammalia, Primates, Galagidae.